AUGCUACCAGGAAAAGUGGAAAUCAAUCCAAGGAGAGCAGCUGUAGCAGCUAUCACUCUUAGGAAUGGAAAAGGAAUAGAACCAGGAACUCAGGAGGAAGUGGAGAAGCCACCUGAAGAACCAAGAGUGUAUGAGCCAAAGAUCCCAUACAGAAAUGUUCUUUCUCAACCCAAGAAGGAGAAGGAGCAAGCAAAGCUCAAGGAUCUUGUUAGCCAACUUUCAGUAAGGUUACCUUUCAUUGAUGCUUGCCAAAUAAUUCCAUCUCUCAGGAAGUAUAUGAAGGCCAUACUCACAAGCAAUGUGAGUCUUGAAGAAGGAGCAAUGAUGAUUACAAAGGAGUGUAGUGCCAUACUUCAGAAUCGCAUGCCAGAGAAGCUGAACGACCCAGGGAGUUUUGUUUUGUCUUGCAAGAUCGGUUCUACACACUUCCAUAGAGCACUUUGUGAUUUGGGUUCUAGUGUGAACCUAAUGCCUUACUCAGUGGCCAAGCUAUUGGGCAUCACUGACUUCAAACCUACAAAGAUAUCUCUAGUCUUUGCAGACAGAUCUGUUCGCCGCCCUGUUGGUGUUAUUAUGGAUGUUCCAAUCAUGGUUGGAGAUUGCUACAUCCCUGCUGAUUUUGUAGUUCUUGAGCUGGAACACCAACCUAAAGACCCUCUUAUCUUGGGAAGGCCAUUCCUAGCUACUGCAGGAGCUAUAAUAGAUGUCAAGAAUGGAAAGAUUGACUUGCAUCUUGGAGAUAUAGUGAUGAAUUUCGAAGUAAACAAGUCUAUGGAGAAGCCAACUGUAGAUGGUCAAGCUUUUUGGAUUGGAGAGCUCGCAGAGACAAGAGAAGAAGUGCUGGAUGAACUCCUUCUUAUUGAUCCCUUGGAGCUAGCUUUGACAAAGGCUGAGAAUGAAGAGAAGAGGAAGAGCCAGACAUUGACAAGAUCAGGAAAUAUCACAAACCAAGUUAAGUUCGACCCAUGGUGCCCACUUAGAGCUCCAAAAGCCGAGCUCAAACAACUCCCAGUUGGUCUAAGGUAUGAAUAUCUUGGUCCUAAUGAAACAUAUCCUGUUAUUGUUAAUGCUGCACUAACAAAAGAAGAGACCGCUUUACUUGUUCGCGAACUGAGAAAGCAUAGAAAGGCUCUUGGUUACUCUUUGGAUGAUUUAACAGGAAUCUCACCUGAACUAUGCACACAUCGCAUCAUCCUGGAGGAUGAGUCUAGUUCUUCAAUUGAACACCAAAGGAGGCUAAACCCAAACCUAAAGGAAGUUGUCAAGAAGGAGAUAAUGAAGCUAUUGAAGGCUGGAGUGAUUUAUCCAAUAUCAGAUAGUGCAUGGGUCAGCCCUGUACAUGUCGUGCCAAAGAAAGGAGGGAUCACAGUCAUCAAGAAUGAACAUGAUGAGCUCAUUCCAACAAGAACAAUCACUGGACACAGAAUGUGUGUCGACUACAGGAAAGCUGAACUCCUCCACACGCAAGGACCACUACCCCUUGCCAUUCAUAGACCAGAUGCUUGA
Molecule: messenger RNA, 1506 nt
Organism: Microthlaspi erraticum
Lineage: Eukaryota; Viridiplantae; Streptophyta; Magnoliopsida; Brassicales; Brassicaceae
Source: the annotation of a GenBank genome assembly